Messenger RNA from Babesia ovata, 618 nucleotides. RefSeq names its product ADP-ribosylation factor. The record is from RefSeq and is a predicted model, not a curated record. Gene Ontology annotation, molecular function: GTP binding; GTPase activity. NCBI's taxonomy places the organism in Eukaryota, Apicomplexa, Aconoidasida, Piroplasmida, Babesiidae. The transcript has 3 exons. Gene Ontology annotation, cellular component: microtubule cytoskeleton; cytoplasm. Gene Ontology annotation, biological process: cilium assembly. The coding region runs from base 1 to 618 and encodes 205 amino acids.
AUGGGAGGCUCGCUAUCGUGCCGCCGUCCUCUAAACGCAGCGUCUCAACCCUACCCUACGUUGCAGAUACACGUCUUUGGGUUGGCAGGCGCUGGAAAGCAUGCAAUCGUGAGAUUCCUUAAGUACGGCGUGCCUGUCUUGGAUGCGAAGAGAGAUGAUGUCGAAGUAGACAUGCAAUGGAUUACGCACCGCAAAGUCAGGAUGCUACUGUGGGUAUCGGAGCAAACUGCACAGAAGGAAAUCGCCAAUGCAACCGAUGUCGCCAGAGCGCUCAUAUGCGUCGUCGACGGAUCGGACCCAGAAAAGCUGACCGCUGCUCGCGACUAUCUCUUCACACAGCUGCAAGAAACCACGGGCACGCCUAACUUGCUGAUUCUGCUAAACAAGUGCGACAAGCACUCCUUCGUAUUCCUGGAGGAGGCGCACGAUGCAUUGAACCUCGACCAGAUCAGAGACCGCCAUGUGCGCAUCUACGCGUGCUCAGCUGGCACCGGCGAGGGAAUACGCGAGGCACUUGAUUGGCUGUGCAGCAAGUUCUACCUCCAGAACGGGGUAUACGUCAGCCGCAAAGGUGAGUCGAACACACGAGAAUCACACAUCUUUGCAGAAACCAUGUAA